AUGAUUUCCGACUUAGAGGGCACAUCGCCUGGUCGAUGUAGUCACGACCUACUUUUAUAUUCGCCCAAGACUUCGACGGUAGUCCCACGCAAGAAAUAUUUCAUCAAAACUUUGCAUAGAAAUUAGUUUCUUAAUUAACAAUAUGAACGAGAAAGAACUUAGCUUAGAGGGUGAUCUGAUGCUUCCAGAGCUAAUGAAGGGCUAAAUUUGUGAAAGUCUUCACGGUAUUAUGUCUAUACAUUCAAAUUAGACUAAGCUAUCGUACUUUGCACAUACAUUCUGUAUGUAGAUUUAAGAAAAACAAUUGCGAGCUCUCGUUCAAAGAAAAGACAAGAAGCACGCAAACUUGUUAAAGCAGCUAUCGAUUCUAGCAAAUUAUUCAUGGUAUAUCUCUGACGCGAUUUCUCUCGAAUCGUUAACCCAACUUUGUUUCAGGGUUACGCGUUGUGCGUCCUCGACUACGACUUCCUCAUCUUGGACAACGCGUUCCUGGUCCAUCGUCCUGGCAUCAAGAUAUUUAAGAAGGACCCACACCGCGAGAUGCUGACAGCGAAGACGAACGCUUUGAUAAGGAAGAUCAUCGUCCCGGAACUGAAAAUUCUCUACGGAACGAGGAAAGGCUGUGCCGUGUAG
This is a messenger RNA of Heterotrigona itama, 633 nucleotides long. The record is from the annotation of a GenBank genome assembly. Lineage: Eukaryota; Metazoa; Arthropoda; Insecta; Hymenoptera; Apidae.